Sparassis crispa is the source of this 384-nucleotide messenger RNA. RefSeq lists its product as hypothetical. Lineage: Eukaryota; Fungi; Basidiomycota; Agaricomycetes; Polyporales; Sparassidaceae. The transcript has a single exon. The coding region runs from base 1 to 384 and encodes 127 amino acids. The record is from RefSeq and is a predicted model, not a curated record.
AUGCCAGUCAGCUAUCUUUCUGAUCCCAAUGCUCAAGACGACGCUUUUGAGCCCGUAUCCCGUAGCUUUCGGAUUCUAUAUCGUGAAUUGUGGAAAAGGGGCGACUCAGACGAAACCGAGGACAGGCGCCAAGUCUUCAUUCAAAGUCGUAUUUCCAUCCCAGAUUACGAAAACUUGAAGAACAGCAUGCAGUCCAGUGCUGUGAAGGUCGAUUCUUCUUCAGGAGGUAUCGUGGAAGAUGACGACGAUGAUGCAGCAGCCGCAUUAGCUAGCAUCGACCCCGAUGUCCCUCGGAUUCCAUUCGACUACACUCGGCUUGAUUUGUCGUGGCUGCCUGCGACCAUUGUAAGGGCUCAUCGGUCCUUGCUGUCGACAGGAGUAUAA